AUGAAUUGGCAUGGAAAUAGUGCCCCUUCUUCUUCUUCUGCUACUGCUAAUUCUUUUCCUUCAUCCGAAGAGGACUUUCUGAUAAAGCAGCUCCUCCUAGCACAUGAUCCUGAUGGCCGUUGGCUAGACUCUGAGCUCCUGAUUUCUGCAAUGGAGAAUGUCAUGUCAUCUUCUGCCUCUCAUAGGUCAAAUGUUGAAGAAGCUGUUCAGUGGAAGGAUGAAGACAGCAUUGCAAUAGCUGGAUCAGAAGAGACAUUGGGGCAAAUACUUUGGAAGAUCUCAAGUGAGGCAAGAAUCAAGAAGCCAAGUUUUGUAUUCGUCGGUAAAGGGAACCAGCAUGGUCGAACGAUGGCCUUGUUUGAUUUGCUAGGAAGCUACAGAUGGGAUGCCAAAGUGGCACUAGUGCUUGCAUCAUUUGCAGCAAGCUAUGGCCAGUUCUGGCUCAUAAACCAGCUUCACCACGAUAUCCCCUUGGCUUCAUCGAUCGCUAUGGUUAAACAGUUGCCUCGGGAGCUUAUCAUGCUGAGACCUCGGUUCAAGGCUUUGAACUUGCUGUUGAAGACAAUGGUGGAUGUGACAAAGUGCAUCAUCAAGUUUGAAGGCCUUCCCCUUAGACAUGUGAAGCUGGAUGUUGAACCCAUCGGAACUACAAAGCUUUCCAUCUAUGUAGCUGCUUACUGGGUUGUUAGAAGCAGUUUGUCUUGUUUCUCACUUGUUGCUGAUCUCACUGCCAUGAAGCCUGAGAAAGUGCAUGUUUUCUCUUCCCUAAAACUGGUACUCGAAUGCAACUGCAGUUGCAGCAUGGGAGAUGUUGAGCAUGGAAUCAAGGCUGAGCAGAAUCUUGCAUCACCUCAGUGGGCCAAAUUAAAGAUGAGCCAGAAGUUGCCAACUCUUUUCUGGGAGGAGCACCAUGACAAUCAAGAUGUACUUGAGAUGCUCUUGGCUCUCAAAGAUAACCUGCCGCUCAAGGAACCUUCGACAAAAUCAAAGUUAGGUGUGACUGAAUUGAAAGACAAAGUGGUCAUACUUCUGAUCUCAAAGCCACAACUGUUGCCACUAGAUGAACUACUUCUCCUUGUUCACCAGACCUAUGGCCACUCUCACCACAAGGAAUUUGAGGCAAAAUACCGUGUGGUAUGGGUUCCGGUCACAGAAUCUGAUCACUGGACUGAAACUGAAAAGGAGAGAUUCAGCAUACUGUCAAAUUCAUUGCCAUGGUACUCACUGAACAGACCAUGGGCACUCCAUUCAUCUGUAGUGAACUUCAUCAGGCUAGCAUGGCAGUCUAGAGCUGACCCAACAAUGGUGGUACUCGAUUCGAAAGGCGCCAUGACCAAUUUGAACGGUAUGGAUAUGGUUCUAAUCUGGGGCGCCAAUGCAUUUCCUUUCUCAGCUGUGAGAGAACAGGAGCUCUUGGCUGAGCAGAAGCAGUUGACACUUCAACUCCUGGUUGAUGAAAUUGACCCUUUGCUAGCUAAAUGGGUGGAAGAAGGAAGAAACAUUUGCAUCUACGGAAGUGAGAACCUGGAUUGGAUUAAUGAGCUGAACACCAAAGCUAGAGAAAUCAUGAGUUGUGGAAUUCAGCUUGAGAUGGUAUAUGUUGGAAGCAGUAACAUUAUUAGUGAAAAUGUGGGGAAGACAUCAGACAUCAUCCACCAAACAAUCCAUAGAAACUUGUUGUCAUCCACAAAAGUCCGAUUCUUUUGGCUCCGGAUCGAGAGCUUGAGAAGAUCAAAGCUUCAGCAAGGUGGGAGGUUGAGAAUUGAUCACAUUCUGCAAGAUGUGUCAGCACUGCUGCAGCAUCAUGAUGAUGGCAACGACAAGGGAGGAUGGAUCGCUAUAGGAAGUGGAACUGCAGAAGAGAUUGUGAGGCUCGAAGGGAGAAAAGCGAUUGAAUUGCUGAGCAAGGUUCAUGAAUGGGGAGAAAAUGUGGGGAAGAAAGGAUUUUUAGGGGCAAUUAGAGCUUCUGUUCAAGUCCCAAAACCUCUUCUUAUUCUGCAUCCUGCAGAACCUUGCAGUCAUUCUGUCAUGAUCCCUUAUGGCAAAGGCCAACAACAACAACCGAAAGGCAAUAUGUUAUGCGAGAAGUGUAGGCGUGUGAUGAAGCCAUAUGUUGUCUAUAAAUGAGUAAUGUAACAUCCCAGAAUGUGCAAACUCUGGAUCAGUUUGCUUCUGCUUUUUUAUUUUUGCCUUCUGCGGAAUC
Linum tenue is the source of this 2203-nucleotide messenger RNA. Lineage: Eukaryota; Viridiplantae; Streptophyta; Magnoliopsida; Malpighiales; Linaceae. The record is from the annotation of a GenBank genome assembly.